This is a messenger RNA of Gadus chalcogrammus (walleye pollock), 1505 nucleotides long. RefSeq names its product tRNA nucleotidyl transferase, CCA-adding, 1 (gene trnt1). The record is from RefSeq and is a predicted model, not a curated record. The coding region runs from base 128 to 1414 and encodes 428 amino acids. NCBI's taxonomy places the organism in Eukaryota, Metazoa, Chordata, Actinopteri, Gadiformes, Gadidae. Gene Ontology annotation, molecular function: RNA binding; nucleotidyltransferase activity. The transcript is spliced from 8 exons. Gene Ontology annotation, biological process: RNA processing.
ACUACCACAUGCGGGGAGAACACUUCCUGCAACUAUCGGAAGCAGGUGGCUGCAGCAAAAGCAAACAGCGUUGAAGGAUGUUAUGGUCGAACAGUUGUAUGAGUCUGAAGUCAUUGCUAUCCGUUAGAUGUUGGGCAGAAUAAUUAGCCCGCUGUUGAUCAGAAGACCACAUCUUAUUUGGAAACGUAACCUCCUCACCAUGAAGUUGAAGACCUGUGAAUUCCAGUCCUUGUUGUCAGAAGGAUUGAACGCUGUAGCAGGUCUAUUUGAAAAGCACCAGUUUGAGUUGAGAAUUGCAGGGGGUGCUGUCCGCGACCUGCUAUCGGGCAAGCGCCCAGAGGAUGUGGACUUUGCCACAACGGCCACUCCGGAGGAGAUGAAGCGCAUGUUCCAGGCGGCGGGGAUCAGGAUGAUCAAUAACAAAGGGGAGAAACACGGGACCAUCACUGCCCGACUUCACAACGAGAACUUUGAGGUGACCACUCUCCGAGUGGAUGUGCAGACGGACGGACGGCACGCCGAGGUGGAGUUCACCAAGGACUGGGAGAAGGACGCAGAGCGCAGAGACCUCACCAUCAACUCCAUGUUCUUAGGGUUAGAUGGAACCCUAUACGAUUAUUACAAUGGAUAUGAAGACCUGCAGAACCGCAAAGUCCGGUUUGUGGGCAGCGCUGAACAGAGGAUCCAGGAGGACUACCUGAGGAUCCUACGCUACUUCAGGUUCUAUGGCCGGGUGGUGCCCGAGCCCGGGGACCACGAGCCUGAGACCCUGGACGCCAUCAGGGACAACGCCUCUGGCCUGGCGGGCAUCUCCGGGGAGAGGAUCUGGGUGGAGCUGAAGAAGAUGGUGGUGGGCAGCCAUGCCGGUCACCUGCUGGAGCUCAUGUAUGACCUGGGCCUGGUCCAGUACAUGGGUUUACCACCAGAUGGCGACAUUGAGGAGAUGAAACGCGUGUGGCAGAACGCCAAGGAUUCUUCCCCCAAGCCCAUGACUGUCUUGGCCGCGUUCUUCCACCGGCCAGAGGAGGUGGACAAGAUGGACCUAAGGCUCAAGGUGUCCAAAGAGGAGAAGACUCUGGCUCAGUUCCUUGUAAAACACAGACGAGAACUGCACAAGUGUCCGGACAACCCAGACAGCCUCACCCCCUUCACAGACUUCAUCAUCGAUAGCCGCGAGUUGGACUCCAAGCUCAAGGUGUGCGAGCUGCUCAAGUACCAGGGCGAGGCCCGGCUGCUGGCGGAGCUCACGGACUGGUCCACCCCGCGCUUCCCUGUCAGCGGCCACGACCUGAGGAGGCUGGGCGUCACCUCGGGCAAGGAGAUCGGCAGCACCCUCCAGGAGCUCCGCGACGUGUGGAAGAAAAGCCGCUACCAGAUGGACAAAGAGGAGCUGCUGAGCCACGUUCAUCACUGAGCCACCGUCGACGGGGCCCUUCAGCGAGGCGGCGGGGGCGUCUGUCCAUGAUGGCCACGUGUGGGACUGCGUGAGGCGGGGGGGAUUGAAC